AUGCAAACAACGACUAUUUAUCUAUUAUUUGUAACGCUUCUAACCUAUGCAAAAGAUGCAAGUAACGCUCCAACUAUCCCUCCACCAGAUUUCAUUUAUCCUGUGCAGCACGUUCGAGAAACACAAAAUGGCUAUCUAACCUAUAAAGAUCGACAACUUGGCUCAGAAGAAGACGAUAAACAAAAGAAUUGCGUCCCUCGUGAUUCCCCGGAAGGUAAGGAACUUCUACAUUUAAUAAACAAACAACUUGCCGAAGCAGCAGAAGGGAACUCGGCUGCAGGCGUUCCCGAAACUCCGGCACCAACGCAAAUUCUGGAUUCAAGCGCUUUGGAUGGC
Molecule: messenger RNA, 336 nt
Organism: Strongylus vulgaris
Lineage: Eukaryota; Metazoa; Nematoda; Chromadorea; Rhabditida; Strongylidae
Source: the annotation of a GenBank genome assembly